Molecule: messenger RNA, 2680 nt
Organism: Notechis scutatus (mainland tiger snake)
Lineage: Eukaryota; Metazoa; Chordata; Lepidosauria; Squamata; Elapidae
Source: RefSeq, a predicted model, not a curated record
CUGAGGGGGAGGAGCCGCUGCCGCCGCCGCUCAGGGUGCAGCGGGUGGGCGGUAGUCUGGAGACAGAUGGAGCGGGACUUGCUUCGCCAGGCACUGGGCUUCCACGGGCCGCCGCUGCUUUCCCUGCUCCACGCCGAACAGCAGGACAAUCCCGACUUCGGCGGCCUGCUCCCCCCGAGCGGGGCCUGCUUGGAAUCGCUGUCGUCAGCUAGAAAAGAAAGAGGGAUUGAAAAUAUUGAGAUACAACAAUUCAUUUCAAAAAAAGCUGAUCUUCUUUUUUCUCAAUCUUGGAAAACAAAUGUGACAAUAGUAAAAGAUGAAAAUGAAGAGAAUGAAAAUUGUUAUGCUAUUAUGCCACCGUUGGAGCAGUUUAUGGAAAUUCCCGGCGCAGAGAGGAGAGAGCUCUUUUUCCGGGAUAUCGAACGUGGCGACAUAGUGAUUGGAAGGAUUAGUUCUAUUCGUGAAUUUGGCUUCUUCAUGGUGCUGUUCAGCCUACGAAGCGGCGUUGUGCGAGACAUAGCAGACUUAGAAAUCACGGCGCUUUGUCCGUUAAGAGAUGUGCCUUCCCAAAGCAGCCACGGGGAUCCCUUAUCAUAUUAUCAAAAUGGUGACCUUAUCCAAGCUGCCAUCAAGGAUAUUGAUCGCUAUCAUGAAAAGCUCAGUGUAUCCCUGCACAAGUCUGCUUUAUCUCCCAGCUUAGCAAAUACCAAAUUAGGAGUCAUCAGCUCUGAAGAUUUGCCUGUGCAUUACAGGAGGAGUAUUGACAUAGCCAGUAGCUUGGAAACGUAUGAAAAGGUUUUGCAUAAUUCUUUGGGCUUUGCCAAUCCAGCUAUAGUGGAGUUCCUAGGAAGCAAAUUAGGACUAGAUGAAUCCAGCCCGCCCUCCUUAAUGAGAGGACUACAAAGCAAAAAUUUCAAUGAAGAGGAUUUUGCUGUUGCAUUGAGGAAAAGACAGUCUGCUUCAUGGGCCUUAAAAUGUGUAAAAAUCGGUGUUGAUUAUUUUAAAGAGGGCCGCCAUGUUGAUGCCAUGAAUGAAUACAACAAGGCAUUGGAAAUAGAUGCCCAAAAUGUUGAAGCCUUAGUAGCCCGUGGAGCACUCUAUGCAACAAAGGGAAGCUUGAAUAAAGCAAUUGAGGAUUUUGAAAUUGCUUUAGAGCAGUGCCCCACGCAUAGAAAUGCUAGAAAAUACCUUUGUCAAACGCUUGUUGAACGAGGAGGCCAGUUGGAAGAGGAAGAAAAAUUGUUGAACGCCGAGAGUUACUACAAGGCGGCUUUAAACAUAGAUGAAGGCUUUCAAGAAGCUGAAGAGGCCCUGUUGAAGCUCCGUCAACAGAUACAGAAAUCUCUGGAAAUUAGAGAGAAACAAGCUGCAAAAGAGGAGAGGCAGAAAGAAAAGAAAGUAGAAACAAGUGCAGAAAAACUGCGUAAACUCUUAAAAGAAGAAAAAAGGUUGAAGAAGAAAAGAAAAAAGUCAACUUCCUCUUCCUCCUGUGAUCCUUCAUCAGAUGAUUCUGCCUCUUCCUCCUCCUCCUCUUCCUCCUCCUCCUCCGAUAACAAAAAGCGUAAGAAAAGGAGUCGGAACCGGUCUGAAUCUUCCUCCAGCUCUAAAAAACACACCUCUAGGAUGUUUUCCCAUCCUAGUAGGAAAGAGGACAGCUAUUCUCCUCCUGCCAAUACCUCUGCUUCUUUCCUUAACCAAAAGCACGAAGUGGAAAAAUUGUUAGAGAGGCAAGGCAGGCUAGCUAAUCAAAAACCCGAGGUAAGAGACAGAGAAGGGGAUUGUGCGUUUUUAAAGAUGUAUGCCGAAGAUGACCUCUGUGGAGGUAAGUUUGAAGAUUCUAGGGAUUCUCGCCAUCACGCCAAGACUCGGGCAAAUAGUAGCAAGACCGAAAGACAGAGUAGGUCAGACCGAGCCUCGUCCGAUAGGAGGGAUAGCACGGGCUCCUACUACAGACAAUCUGAUGACCGAAAUAAGGCAAGUGACUCAGGAAGGCUGGAAAAAGAACUGGGCAGGAGGGAAGGUUAUCACAAGUUCAGCCCAAGCCAAGCCAAGUACUCCACGUCCCCCACAGGGUCGGAUUACUCCUCCAAAUCCGUCGAACGUUACAAACAGUAUACCAGCCGAUGGAUGAAUGAACCUAGUAGGUACAACGCAGAUGGUAGGGCUGAGGCGGCCCGGGGUAAAUGUGGGAAAGAAUCCAAGAACAGGGAAAAAGAUGCUCCGGGGGCCAAAGGAGGAGAUGAGGAAGCUUUGCUGAAUGGUAAAGAACAAUUAGGCAGCGGUGCUAAAAAACAGCUGCCUCAGAACUUACUCAAUAUAUUUAAUCAGAUUGCUGAAUUUGAAAGGGAAAAAGGAAGCAAGCAGAAAAAUCAGGGAGUUGAAGUCCACAAGUCUUAAUGGUGGACAAGGUUGAUAAAUAUGCAAGAGUUGUAUUUUUUUUUCAAUUGAGUUUCUUAUGCUGUUAGGGUAUUAAAGGUAUGGUGGCACACCUGGCUGAACAAUCUUUAAGGCUGUCACCUGUGCUAUCAGGCAUCGAAAUUGCACUUUAAAACAUUUCCCUCCCCCACAAGAAACAGAUGACUGUUACUUUGUACUGUUAAUAAUAUAACCAUGUAUUGAUAAAAUGAAAAUACUUUAAUGUAUAUCAUCGAUGUAUAUAGUCUGUCUUACUAUUAAAUUU